This is a messenger RNA of Alternaria atra, 1656 nucleotides long. RefSeq lists its product as uncharacterized. Gene Ontology annotation, biological process: base-excision repair. NCBI's taxonomy places the organism in Eukaryota, Fungi, Ascomycota, Dothideomycetes, Pleosporales, Pleosporaceae. The transcript has 3 exons. Gene Ontology annotation, molecular function: phosphoric diester hydrolase activity; DNA binding; zinc ion binding. The record is from RefSeq and is a predicted model, not a curated record. Bases 1 to 1656 code for a protein of 551 amino acids. Gene Ontology annotation, cellular component: mitochondrion; nucleus.
AUGGCAAAGGAAUUCUCUACUGUGUCCUCGGAAUCGUCGCUCUCACCCCCUCCUGACAACAUCGCGUCAGCCACCGAGACCGCUACUGUAGCUCAGCCAGCAGCGAACGGCAAGAAGAGAAAGGCUGAGACGACCCCGCGCACAAGGAGGACUGAAGCACAGCAAGUCAACGCCGAGGAUGCUGCUGAGGGUGCUGGUUUGUCGUCUCGACCCAAGCGGCGCGCGAUCAAGAAGGUGAAGGUUACAGAAGAUGUUGAAGACGAGGUCGUGGCUCAAGAGAGUGGUGACGGCGAGGGAAAAUCGAAAAAAGUCGUUGUGAGACUCAACAAGAAGGGCGCCGCUACGAAGAAGACCAUGACGGAAGGCGAUAUGGUGGAGGACGAAGUCGAUGCCGAGAUUGCAAUUGAUGCAGGUCAAGAUGGCAAGAUCACAACCAAGACCUCCGUCAAGAAGACCAUCAGAGGCAAGAAGACGAAGGCCAAGGACGAACAUAGCGAUCGUGAAGACAAGCCGAAGCCCAAGGCUAAGGCUAAGACCAAAGCCAAGACUGCAAAGAUCCAACCACCCCGUGCAGAGCGCACCAAAGACAUCAAGCAUCGGAUCGGUGCACACGUCAGCAUCGCCGGAGGUGUGCACAAUUCUAUUGUCAACAUGGUAUACAUCGGGGCUAACGCCUUCGCUCUGUUCAUGAAGAACCAGCGUAAAUGGGAGUCUUCUGCCAUGGAUCCCGAACAUGCAGAGUUGUUUAUUCAAGGGUGUAAAGACCACAGCAUCAACGCUGCAGAGUGCUGUCUGCCCCAUGGCUCUUACCUGGUCAACCUUGCUCAUCCCGAUCCUGUUCGCAUGAAGCAGGCCUACGACUCGUUCUUCGAUGAUCUGACACGUUGUCAUGCGCUUGGCAUCAGGCUCUACAACUUCCAUCCUGGCAAUGCAAAUGCGACUACCCGCGAGGAGGGCAUUCGGAUCAUUGCCGAGAACCUCAACCGAGCGCAUGCGGAUCCAGCGACUGGUAAAGUCGUUACCGUGCUUGAAACGAUGGCAUCUCUCGGUAAUACCAUCGGUGGCACAUUUUCCGACCUCGCCGCUAUCAUCAACCUUGUCAAGGACAAGAGCCGUGUAGGUGUUUGUCUAGACACCUGUCAUGUUUUCGCCGCUGGCUAUGAUUUGCGCUCACCUGAAGCCUACGCUGAGACCAUGCAAAAGUUCGACAAGGAGAUUGGACUAGAGUACCUCAAAGCCUUCCACGUUAACGAUAGCAAGGCCCCAUUGGCAAGUUACCGUGAUAUGCACGCCCGUAUCGGAACCGGAUACCUAGGUCUUCAAGCAUUUCACAACCUUAUGAACGACGAGCGAUUCUAUGGCCUUCCCAUGGUUCUCGAAACACCUGUCGACACCAUCGACGAGAACGGCAAGAAGAUAGAGGAUAAGGGUAUCGAUGCUCGUGAGAUCAAGUUGCUUGAGAGCCUAGUCGGCAUGGACAAUAGCUCAGACGAGUUCAAGGCGCUCAGUACGCGUCUCCAAGACGAGGGUGCAGCCGAGCGUGUGCGCGUUGGCGAUCAGGUACAGAGGAAAACCAUCAAGGAUGCGAAGCCGAAGAAGAAGCGCGCGACCAAGAAGAAGGAUGAGAGUGAGGAUGAUGAGGAUAUGGAGGAAUAA